Molecule: messenger RNA, 951 nt
Organism: Ailuropoda melanoleuca (giant panda)
Lineage: Eukaryota; Metazoa; Chordata; Mammalia; Carnivora; Ursidae
Product: putative olfactory receptor 2W6
Biological process (GO): G protein-coupled receptor signaling pathway
Cellular component (GO): membrane
Molecular function (GO): G protein-coupled receptor activity; olfactory receptor activity
Source: RefSeq, a predicted model, not a curated record
AUGGAAAGGAGUAACUUGAGCUCUGGAGGAGACUUCAUUCUGCUGGGGUUCUCUGACGGGCCAAAGCAGGAGACCAUCCUGUUUUUCAUUAACACGGUUUUCUACCUUCUGGCGGUGGCGGGGAACUCGACCAUCAUCUUCCUCUCCCUGGUGGACCCCCGACUGCACUUGCCUAUGUACUUCUUCCUCUGCAAUCUGUCGCUCCUGGAUCUCUGCUACACGACUAGCAGUGUUCCUCAGAUGCUGGUUCACCUCUGGGGCCCCCGCAAGACCAUCACCUAUGUGGGUUGUGUCGUCCAACUCUUCGCUUUCCUGUCUGUGGGCGGCACGGAGUGCAUUCUCCUUUCAGUCAUGGCCUAUGACCGCUUCGUGGCUGUCUGCAAGCCCCUGCGCUACAUGGCCGUCAUGCACCCACGGCUGUGCCUGCAGCUGGCGGCCUUUGCCUGGCUCAGUGGGAUCGCCAACUCCGUGCUCAUGUCCCCACUGACGAUGUCCCUGGGGCGCUGUGGCCAACGCCGCAUCAACCACUUCGUGUGUGAGAUGCCAGCCCUCAUCCGCAUUUCCUGCAUGGACGCCAGCCGCGUGGAAGGCCUGGCUUUCUUCCUGGCCAUCCCCAUCGUGCUGGUGCCUCUCGCCAUGAUUCUUGUGUCCUACGGCUAUAUCGCGGCUGCGGUCGCGCGCAUCCGGUCGGCGGCCGGGAGGCGCAGCUUUAACACCUGCUCUUCGCACAUGGCCGUGGUGUCCCUCUUCUACAGCAGCAUAAUCUACAUGUACAUGCAGCCUGGGAACGUGGCCAGCCAGGACCAGGGCAAGUUCCUCACGCUCUUCUACUGUCUGGCGACCCCCACUCUGAAUCCUUUCAUCUACACGCUGAGAAACAAAGACGUUCAGGGGGCGGUGCGCAAGGUUCUCGGGAAAGACGGCGGCGUGUGCGGUGCGGGAGCGCGCUGA